GAUGGGCAGGAUUUGGAGGUGGGUCUCAAGCUCUGAGGGAGGAACUAGCACACUCCCUGGGAGCAGCUUGGAGAUCUCACUGGUCCCAGAGCUGCUAUCCUUCCAAGAUGUGGGUCCAUGCUCUGUCCUUCAGCUUUUUCACCACUUUCACAGUUUGGGCAGGGCACCCAUCCUCACCACCUGUGGUGGACACUGUGCAUGGCAAAGUCCUGGGGAAGUAUGUCAGCCUGGAAGGAUUUGCACAGCCUGUGGCGGUCUUCCUGGGAGUCCCUUUCGCCAAACCCCCUCUGGGAUUGCUGAGGUUUUCUCCUCCACAGCCUGCAGAGCCAUGGAGCUUUGUGAAGAACACCACCUCUUACCCUCCCAUGUGUUCCCAAGAUGCAGUAGCGGGCCAGGUGCUCUCACAGCUGUUUACCAACAGAAAGGAGGACAUUCCUCUCAAGUUUUCUGAAGACUGUCUGUACCUAAAUGUUUACACUCCUGCUGACUUGACAAAGAAAAGUAGCCUGCCAGUCAUGGUCUGGAUCCAUGGAGGUGGUCUUGUGGUGGGCGGAGCAUCAACCUACGAUGGAGUGCCUCUCUCAGUCCAUGAAAAUGUAGUGGUGGUGACUAUUCAGUACCGGCUGGGAAUCUGGGGGUUCUUUAGCACAGGGGAUGAAUACGGCCGAGGGAACUGGGGUCACUUGGACCAGGUGGCAGCACUGCGCUGGGUGCAGGACAACAUCGCCAACUUUGGAGGGAACCCAGGCUCUGUGACCAUCUUUGGAGAAUCAGCAGGUGGUGAAAGUGUCUCUGUUCUUGUGCUAUCUCCCAUGGCCAAAAACCUCUUCCACAGGGCCAUUUCUGAGAGUGGUGUGGCCCUCACUGCUGCUCUGUUCAAGAAGGACAUCAAGCCUUUGGCUGAGAAAAUUGCUGUUACUGCUGGGUGCAAAACCAUCACAUCAGCUAUCAUGGUCCAUUGCCUGCGGCAGAAGACAGAAGAUGAGCUCUUGGAGACAACUCUGAAAAUGAAUUUUUUUAGUGUGGAUCUUUUUGGAGACCCCAGAGAGAGCCAUUCUUUCUUGCCCACUGUAAUUGAUGGAGUAGUGCUGACAAAGACGCCUAAAGAAAUGCUGGAGGACAAGAAUUUUCACACUGUCCCCUACAUCGUGGGAAUCAACAAACAAGAGUUUGGCUGGAUCAUUCCAAUGAUGAUGGGCUAUCCGAUCUCUGAAGGCAAGAUGGACCAGCAGACAGCUGCAUCACUCUUGUGGAAGUCCUACCCCAUUCUUAACAUCCCUGAGGAGCUGAUUCCAGUGGUCAUCGAGAAGUAUUUAGGAGGGACACACGAUCUUUUAAAAAAGAAAGACCUAUUCCUGGACCUGAUUGCAGAUGUGGUGUUUGGUGUUCCCUCUGUGACUGUGGCUCGUAGCCACAGAGAUGCCGGAGCUCCCACCUACAUGUAUGAGUUUCAGUAUCGUCCAAGCUUCUCAUCAGCCAUGAAACCCAAGACGGUGAUAGGAGACCACGGGGAUGAGAUCUUCUCGGUAUUUGGUGCUCCAUUUUUAAAAGAUGGUGCCUCAGAAGAGGAGAUCAACCUUAGCAAGAUGAUGAUGAAAUUCUGGGCCAACUUUGCUCGCAAUGGGAACCCCAAUGGGGAGGGUUUGCCCCAUUGGCCAGAGUAUGACCAGAAGGAAGGAUACCUGCAGAUUGGCACCAACACCCAAGCAGCCCAGAGGCUGAAAGAAAAGGAAAUGGUUUUCUGGACUGAGCUCUGGGCCAAGGAAGCAGUGGUGAAGCCACCCCAGAGAGAACAUAUUGAGCUCUGAACAGUAGGCCCAGCCAGCCUUUGGGACAGCUAAGAGCAGUGUAUUCUACAGAAGGUGUUGGUAGGCCAUUGCGGCAAAACUUGUGGAGGUGGGAGUAUUGUGCGAAGGGGGUGUGUGAAGUCUAGGGAGAGGGAAUGUUUUACUUGUGGCAGCAAUAAAUUUAACUACUGAGACUAAA
Messenger RNA from Chinchilla lanigera (long-tailed chinchilla), 1986 nucleotides. RefSeq names its product liver carboxylesterase 1-like. Gene Ontology annotation, molecular function: carboxylic ester hydrolase activity. NCBI's taxonomy places the organism in Eukaryota, Metazoa, Chordata, Mammalia, Rodentia, Chinchillidae. The record is from RefSeq and is a predicted model, not a curated record. Gene Ontology annotation, cellular component: lipid droplet; endoplasmic reticulum. Bases 108 to 1808 code for a protein of 566 amino acids. The transcript is spliced from 14 exons. Gene Ontology annotation, biological process: lipid catabolic process.